AUGGCAAAAACCCAAGGAGCUAAGUCCUCGUCUCCUUCAAACCGCCUUAGAGCCCCAAGAGAGACUCCUGUUCAAGGCUCCAUACCCGAGCCUCCACAGUCACUGGUCAUGCCACCUCCAAUAGAGGACGCACCCUUGAGUUCUCCUACGAGGCGAUAUGGGAUGAGGUGGCCACCCACCACACCCGGGGCAAGCUCUUCGCGAGCCAAAAAGUCAGGUAGCCAUCCCUCAAAGAAGAAAGCCAAGCCAGGAGCCCCAGUUGGACCAGAGCAUCCAAAGAUUCCACAUCCAGAGCAUCCAGAGGAGCCACAACCGGUUGAGAUACCAGUUGACAUGAGAGCACCUGCCCCUGCAGUGCCCUUUAUAGAGCCUAUACCUGAGAUUGCACCCUCUGCUCCUCCUGCUACACUAGGGACUCCGCCUGUUAUACCAUCUACAUCAGAGCCUUUUUCUCCACAUGAGUCUAGGAUUGCCAUAUCCAUUUCUGAGUUUAGAGGCCUAUGUCACACUUUGCAGACAUUGACCACUUCUCAGAGCAUUUUGACUCAGCAGAUGACAGCUCUUCGUGCCCAUCAGGAGUAG
Molecule: messenger RNA, 582 nt
Organism: Vitis riparia (riverbank grape)
Lineage: Eukaryota; Viridiplantae; Streptophyta; Magnoliopsida; Vitales; Vitaceae
Product: cornifin-A-like
Exons: 2
Coding region: 1-582 (193 amino acids)
Source: RefSeq, a predicted model, not a curated record